This is a messenger RNA of Cornus florida, 1950 nucleotides long. RefSeq names its product protochlorophyllide-dependent translocon component 52, chloroplastic-like. The transcript is spliced from 7 exons. Gene Ontology annotation, molecular function: chlorophyllide a oxygenase activity; 2 iron, 2 sulfur cluster binding. Lineage: Eukaryota; Viridiplantae; Streptophyta; Magnoliopsida; Cornales; Cornaceae. The record is from RefSeq and is a predicted model, not a curated record. Bases 166 to 1800 code for a protein of 544 amino acids.
CCUUCAACAAGACUUGUUGGUUAAAUUCAAACCACAAAGCUUUGGAACACCUCUUCAACUCAUACCAUCUCUCUCUCUCUCUCUCUCUAUCUCUCUCCAGUUUGAGCUUUGAAAAUUGUUAAACCCAAGUUUACUUUGAGAUACUAUUGUAAAAACCAAGCUGUCAUGGAAGCUCUGAGUGCUUCACCUUUAUCUUCAUUUCAGGUCACAAUAUUCUCUCCAAGACUUCCCAAAACCCAAAUAGGGAGAAGACCCUUUUUGAAUCUUCCCCUCAGUAAAAAAGCCAAUUCGUUUCUCUCACCAAAUCCUAAAGAGGAAUCCAAAUUCAAGCUUUUCACUGCCAUUUCUCCUACUGUUUCAACUGAAUUUGCAGACCCACCUGAAGAAGAAAUCAGUAUCCACAACCAGGAUGAGAAAUUCGACUGGUUUUCACAGUGGUAUCCGAUAAUGCCGGUUUGUGACCUCGACAAGAGGGUACCACAUGGGAAAAAAGUGAUGGGUGUUGAUGUUGUGGUGUGGUGGGAUAGGAAUGAGAAUGCAUGGAAGGUGUUUGAUGAUGCGUGUCCUCACAGGUUGGCUCCACUCUCUGAAGGGAGGAUUGAUCAGUGGGGCAGAUUGCAGUGUGUGUACCAUGGUUGGUGUUUUGGUGGCUCUGGUGACUGCAAAUUCAUUCCUCAGGCACCCCCAGACGGUCCACCGAUUCACACGUUCAACAAAGCAUGUGCGGCUGUUUAUCCUAGUACCGUGCAACAUGACAUGGUUUGGUUUUGGCCGAACACUGAUCCUCAAUACAAAGAUAUUCUUAUGAAGAAAAAACCCCCCUACAUACCAGAAUUGGAUGAUCCGUCGUAUACUAAAUCAAUGGGAAACAGAGACAUACCAUACGGGUACGAGAUUCUUGCUGAAAAUCUUAUGGACCCUGCUCAUGUUCCAUAUGCACAUUAUGGAAUAAUGAAAGUUCGAGAGCCCAAAAACAAAGUUGAUAGAGAAGGGGGCAGACCACUUGAAAUUGGUGUAGAGAAACUGGGCAUAAAUGGUUUUAUUGCGAAGCAGGAGAUGGGUGAUGGCAUAUUUAUUGCACCUUGUGUGUUUAAAGUUUCCGCCACUCUUGCGAAGGAUCAAGGGAACAAAUCUAAGUCAUCACAUGGAACCGAAGAGGAACCGUCAUCACAUGUGCAGCAACGGAGUUUCCAUCUAAUUUUUAUCUGUAUUCCUGUUAGUCCGGGUAACAGCAGAUUGAUAUGGACAUUUCCAAGGAACUUUGGAGUUUGGAUUGAUCAAAUUGUUCCGCGUUGGAUAUUCCAUAUGGGACAAAAUUUGAUUCUGGAUUCGGAUUUAUAUCUUCUUCAUGUUGAGGAACGUAGGAUUAUGAACAUUGGCCCCUCCAAUUGGCAGAAAGCUUGUUUUGUGCCAACAAAGUCAGAUGCCCUUGUGGUCGGUUUCAGAAAGUGGUUAAACAAAUAUGCAGGCGGUCAAGUUGAUUGGCGAACCAAGUUCACCGGAGCCCUUCCUCCAUCUCCUCCGAGAGAACAGCUGAUGGACAGGUACUGGUCCCAUGUGGUGAAUUGCCGCAGUUGCAGUGCAGCGAUGAAAGGCCUCAACGUGCUCGAGGUCGUACUGCAGGUAAUCUCUGUUGCUUCAAUUGGGAUCGUCGCUGCAGCCAAGCAGGGAAUGGUGUCAGCUGCUGCACGGACCACUCUGGUCGCCAUGGCAGUGUUAUGCUUUGUUGCUUCUCGGUGGUUGUCUCAUUUCAUCUACAAGAAUUUCCAUUACCACGACUACAACCAUGCUCUUCUCUGAGACUCAUUUUCUACUUUUUGUCGAUGGAAUCACCAUAGCUACUGUAAAUGUGACAAACAUUGUCUGUAUAUGUAUAAACAAUUGAAAUUUGUAUAAGAGCAUCCUGAGGAAAUAAAAGCACAAUAUAAUAAGUUCUUGUUUUUAAGUCAA